Messenger RNA from Protopolystoma xenopodis, 651 nucleotides. The record is from the annotation of a GenBank genome assembly. NCBI's taxonomy places the organism in Eukaryota, Metazoa, Platyhelminthes, Monogenea, Polystomatidea, Polystomatidae.
AUGUCUUCAGUCGUGCUUUUUGUCUUCUUCAGUUGUCUGCUGUUACGCCCCACCACAUUUCAGCUCGUAACUGCCCACUCUUGGCUGAGUCUGACCUCAUCUUAUCGACUCUCUUUGCUCUCCUGGCAUCGAGCUCGAGUUCGGCUUAAGAGUCUGGCCGGAUCUACACUUUUAGAGUCUUUACUGGUUCAUCUUCUCGCAAAGAUCGUCUUCUCUCCUCUUCAGACUGACACAUUUGCCUACUUUCUGGCGCUAAAGCGGAGGGAAGAGGUCAGGAAUACGGCACCACAGGUGCAGUCGUCGAGACCAUUCGGAUUUCAUAGUUGUGCUGACUUGGCGACGGUGGUUUGCGUCGCGACGACAAUCAGGUGCAGGCCAGUAUCGAGAAGUUAUCUUGUUGAGUCAGACAGUACAGACAAGCUUCAUUUCUUCUGGUUAGUUACGCCUCUCAAUGUCACAUUGCGGACGUACAGGAUAGCCCUGACAACCGAUGGCCUCUUUUGGGGCUGGUCUUGUGCGAUACGAGACUUCUGCAUCCGGGAUUUGGAUACAGAUACUUGCAAGGGCCUACGGAACCUGACAGCUGAUAUUCCAUUCUGGCUCAUAGUACCAGUGAAUUUCACAUUUUCUUACCUCCCAAAGCCCUGGUGA